AUUAUAUAUUAGGAGACACAGCGACAGACAAGGGUCUCCGCCAUAAACGACUGCCCUUCCUCCUUUCCAUGAAACUUCCUCCUCCUCCUCCUCCCUUUGAUUCCUCGUUUCCUGUUUUUAUCCCUCAUCUCACUCACCACUCGUCCCCUUAAAUCCUCACUCAAUACAGUCAGUUACUCAACUUCCCCCAAUUCCCUCUGCGUCUUGAAACAAAACCUGAAUUACCAAACAUGGAAGGAGGAGUCCACCCGUUGCCGGAUACUUCCGCUUUCAGAGACUGCUUCGCCCUCACAUGGAAGAACCCCUACGUUCUCCGCCUCGCUUUCUCGGCCGGCAUCGGCGGCCUUCUCUUCGGCUACGACACCGGUAAUUCCCUCCUCCUCUCUCUCUCUCUCCGUUCUCCUCUGACAUUCACUCUCUACUCUGCCCCGCAGGAGUAAUAUCCGGCGCGCUUCUCUACAUCAGAGACGACUUCAAGGCCGUCGACAGACACACUGUUCUCCAGGAGAGCAUAGUGAGCAUGGCGGUGGCAGGGGCGAUCAUAGGAGCAGCAGUUGGUGGGUGGGCUAACGACAGGCAUGGCAGGAGAAGUGCACUUCUCGCAGCUGAUUUCCUCUUCUUCAUUGGAGCUGUGAUCAUGGCUGCCUCGCCCGGACCGGCAACGCUCAUCGUCGGCAGAGUCUUUGUGGGUCUUGGAGUUGGGAUGGCAUCCAUGACAUCCCCGCUCUACAUCUCGGAGGCCUCUCCGGCGAAAAUCAGAGGCGCACUCGUCAGCACGAAUAACUUCCUCAUCACUUUCGGCCAGUUCCUCUCUUACCUCAUCAACUUAGCCUUCACCAAGGUUCCAGGAACUUGGAGGUGGAUGCUCGGAGUAGCAGGACUUCCCGCUCUGUUGCAGUUUUCGUUGAUGAUCUUCCUUCCAGAAUCACCUCGUUGGCUAUUCCGCAAGGGUAGAGAAGAGGAAGCAAAAGCAAUCCUGAGGAAGAUUUACCCAGCAGAAGACGUCGAGACAGAAAUCCAGGACCUCAAGGACUCAAUCGACAAGGAAAUCCGCGAGGAAGGAACCUCUGAGAAGAUCAAUUUCAGGAAACUCUGGCAAACCAAGACUGUCAGGAGAGGACUUAUAGCCGGUGUAGGCCUUCAGGUGUUCCAGCAAUUUGUGGGGAUCAAUACUGUCAUGUAUUACAGUCCAACCAUAGUUCAGUUGGCUGGCUUUGCAUCGAACCAGACCGCGCUUCUGCUGUCCCUUGUCACCGCGGGGCUCAAUGCCUUCGGCUCCAUCCUCAGCAUUUACUUCAUCGACAGGACGGGGAGGAAGAAGCUUCUCCUGAUCAGCUUGUUUGGAGUGGCCGUUUCACUUGGCUUGCUAGCAGGAAUUUUCCACCAGACCACCACUCACUCUCCCAUGGUGACUGUCGCUUCCGGAACCAAAUUCUCCAACAUGACCUGCCCUGACUAUGGCUCGGCAGCAAACUCGGCUUCCUGGGAUUGCAUGAAGUGCCUCAAAGCUUCGCAUCCUGAUUGUGGGUUCUGCUCUGCAGCUUCUGAUAAGCUGCUACCAGGAGUGUGUUUGGUAUCAGACGACACAGUAAAGGAUCUGUGCCACGGUGACAGCAGGGAAUGGUAUACGAGAGGAUGUCCAAGCAAAUUCGGAUGGUUGGCACUAAUCGGUUUAGGUCUGUACAUCAUCUCAUUCUCGCCCGGAAUGGGUACAGCGCCUUGGAUCGUCAACUCCGAGAUAUACCCACUGAGAUUCAGAGGUGUCUGUGGAGGGAUAGCUGCGACGGCAAACUGGAUAUCCAACCUCAUCGUAGCACAGACUUUCCUGUCCUUAACCGAGGCCAUCGGGACUGACAUGACUUUCUUGCUGUUCGGGAUCGUGUCUGUGGUUGGUUUCUUUUUCGUCAUAGUCUUUGUGCCCGAAACUAAAGGACUGCCCAUUGAAGAAGUCGAGAAGAUGCUCGAGUUGAGACCCCUGCAGUACAAGUUCUGGGAGAAGAAGAAGAGACCCGAAGGAACGAUGGAGGAGGAGGAGAAGUUGGACAAGAAGAAUCAAGGUGUCUGAAACAGAUUUGAAGCGAAGUUUGCAUAUGAACUGUAAUGCGGAGGAGGGGAAUUGGGUUUUGUCUAUAUACUAUAUAGUGCAGAAGUGUGAGCUAGUAGGGGAGUUUCUCUCAGAGAGGGAAAGGUUUAGUUUGGGUUACUAUUACAGAAACUGGCACCUUCAAUUCAGCUGUGGACAACUCCUCAAUAUUCAUACUGAGAAAAAUUGUUGGUAUAAUAAACUGCUUCUGUAUUGCUUUAUUAAUGGUUCUGUCGCCUGCACUGUUAGAACUGUAAGUUGGCACUUGGCAAUGAUCGAGGCAUCAAACCCACCCCAGUUUGCUCCAUAACACAAAUCCUCUUUUCUUAGUGCUGAGCUUCAAGAUCAGUAAUGAUUUUUUAUGCUAAUCCGGCACUUGAGCGUAGAUGUUUGGUUAAUGGGCAGGAAAU
Linum tenue is the source of this 2493-nucleotide messenger RNA. Lineage: Eukaryota; Viridiplantae; Streptophyta; Magnoliopsida; Malpighiales; Linaceae. The record is from the annotation of a GenBank genome assembly.